Molecule: messenger RNA, 11821 nt
Organism: Aethalodelphis obliquidens (Pacific white-sided dolphin)
Lineage: Eukaryota; Metazoa; Chordata; Mammalia; Artiodactyla; Delphinidae
Gene: SH3RF2
Product: SH3 domain containing ring finger 2
Exons: 11
Coding region: 234-2417 (727 amino acids)
Biological process (GO): positive regulation of JNK cascade; protein ubiquitination; positive regulation of proteasomal ubiquitin-dependent protein catabolic process
Cellular component (GO): nucleoplasm
Molecular function (GO): protein phosphatase 1 binding; ubiquitin protein ligase activity
Source: RefSeq, a predicted model, not a curated record
UCGAGUUGUAAAAGUUUGCAAAGCAGCGGCGGCAGCAGCUCCCAGGGAGAUGGAAGCCGGUCGAGGGAGCCUGGCGGAGCGGCAACCGAGAACCGUGCUGAGCUGAACUCAGCCGGGAUUACAAACUCAAGGCAUCCGGACACUCUCAAGAGGCAGUCUCUGCCCCUUUGGCUCAGCUGACCUGACCAUGUGGACUUAGCCCCUCCGGGUCAGGACUGGAGUUUUAAAAUAAAAUGGAUGAUGUGACAUUACUUGAUCUUCUGGAGUGCCCCGUGUGCCUCGAAAAGCUCGAUGUCACCGCCAAAGUCCUCCCUUGCCAGCACACCUUCUGCAAACCAUGUCUCCAGAGGAUUUUCAAGACCCACAAAGAGCUGAGGUGCCCCGAAUGCAGGACCCUGGUGUUUUGCAGCAUCGAGGCGCUGCCGGCCAACCUGCUGCUCGUGCGCCUUCUGGAUGGCGUGCGCUCGGGCCAGGGCUCGGGGGGAGGGGGCUCCCUCUGCAGGCCUGGCGUGCUGACCUCACAGGGCAGCAGGAAGAGCAAGACUCACCCCCGAGGUCUGCAGUGCAGCCCUUUCCAGCUGGUGCCUAACAUCAGAAUCCACAUGGAUGGGGUGCCGCGAGCAAAGGCCUUGUGCAACUACCGAGGGCAGAAUCCUGGUGACCUGAGGUUUAAUAAGGGAGAUGUCAUCCUCCUCCGGAGACAGUUGGAUGAGAACUGGUACCAGGGGGAAAUCAAUGGAGUCAGUGGGAUCUUCCCAGCCAGCUCCGUAGAGGUCCUCAAGCAGCUUCCCCAGCCACCCCCACUCUGCCGGGCCCUCUACAACUUCGACCUGCGUGACAAGGACAAGAGUAAGAACCAGGACUGCCUGACCUUCCUCAAGGAUGAUAUCAUCACUGUGAUCAACCGAGUGGAUGAGAACUGGGCAGAAGGCAAGUUAGGAGAUAAAGUCGGCAUCUUCCCAAUCUUGUUCGUAGAGCCAAACCUCACUGCAAGACACCUCCUACAGAAGAACAAAGGCCGUCAGUCAUCCCACACAAAAGGCAUGUCCCUGGUGUCAUCCUCCAGAGGCAAGGCGACCAACGCACCCACACUCCGAAGGGGCCCGGGGUCCAGGAGGAAGGGGCCCGGGCAGUUCUCCAUCAUGACGGCCUUGAACACCCUCAACAGGAUGGUGCACUCUCCCUCGGGGCACCAUAUGGUGGAGAUCAGCACCCCAGUGCUCAUCAGCUCCAGCAACCCCUCUGUGAUCACUCAGCACGUGGAGAAAGCGGAUGCUCCUCCCAGCUCUGUGGGGCAGGUCAGCACUUAUCACCCUGCACCUGCCUCCCCAGGACAUUCCACGGCCAUCAUCAGUCUGCCCGGCUCCCAGCAACACCUCUCAGCUAACAUGUUUGUAGCCCUGCACUCCUACUCAGCCCAUGGACCCGACGAACUGGACCUGCAGAAGGGAGAGGGCAUCAGGGUCCUGGGGAAGUACCAGGAUGGCUGGCUCAGGGGUGUCUCCUUGGUGACCGGGCGAGUCGGCAUCUUCCCCAACAACUAUGUCAUCCCCAUUUUCAGAAAGACAUCUAGUGUUCCAGACUCCCGGAGCUCUGCUCUCUACGCCACAUGGACGUUAUCCACCUCCUCUGUGUCCUCCCAAGGCAGCAUUUCAGAAGGUGAUCCCCGGCAGAGCCGGCCCUUCAAGUCCGUCUUCGUGCCCACGGCCAUAGUCAACCCCGUGCGGAACCUGGCCGGUCUCAGGACCCUGGGGCAGGGCUCCCUCCGCAAAGGGCGGAGCAACAUGAGAAAGAAUGGAUCCCUGCAGAGACCCGUCCGGUCGGGGGUCCACACCCUCGUGGUGGGCUCCCUCAGACGCAGCCCCACCAUGGUCGUCCGGCCUCAGCAGUUCCAAUUCUACCAGCCACAGGGGGCCCCCUCCUCAGCCUCGGCGGUGGUGGCGGAGAUGGGACCCAAGCCCACUGCCACUGGGGAGCCUGCCCUCACGUGCGUCAGCAGGGGCAGCGACACCAGGAUCCACUCGGCGGCCAGUUCCCUCAUCAUGGAAGGCAAAGAAAUCCCCGUCAGGAGUGAGCCUCCACCAAAACUGCCUGCAUCUGCCCCGCCAUCCAUCCUGGUGAAACCAGAGAACUCAAGAAAUGGCAGCGAAAAGCAAGUCAAAACCGUGAGAUUUCAGAAUUACAGCCCUCCUCCCGCCAAACAUCACACCUCUGGGAAGCCUGAACAACCAGCCACCCCGAAGGGGUCCCAGCCUGAAGCAGCCCCCUUGGGCCCAGAGAUGACCGUCCUAUUCGCCCACCGAAGCGGCUGCCAUUCUGGACAGCAGACAGACCUCCGGAGGAAGUCAACCUUUAGCAAAAUCAUGGCCCCAGCGCCCACUGCCUCGACCACGCAGACCGUGUUUCCCAGCAAAUGAAUCUACAGGUGGCUUUUCCUAGACCCCAAAGAGGACCAGCUGCACCUCCUCCACCCUUCCCCCUCCCACAGACAGAGCUUUUGUAGCAGGAAGAGUUUAAAGCGACGCCCUACCUGUGACUUGGUGAGAUGCAGAGCUGACUCACUGACUUCCAACUUCCCUUGACAAUUCAGAAGGUCCGUCCACGCCAGGCCUGCGCUCCCGACUGGCAGCCAUCUGAUGGGGCUGCAAUUGCCAUGAAACGGACAUGCGCUUUUCAAUUUGCCACGCAGCCCCAGUAGCCUGCUUCACUCACUCACACGACCUGCACCUGAACUGGGCACGUUCCCCUAGAGACUGCGUGCUUGACUUCAUCUCCCAGAGGCAUCAUAAACCCCUUGAAAGUUACAGCUGGAUCCCCAGACAUCCACUGAUCCAGGCACACAGGUCUCAGGAGCAUAGCAGGCCAAGCCAGGGCCCUACAGGGUGUCGUUCAGUAGUUUUGAGGUGGGGACUAAGCCUCUGUGCUUUCAACAAGCUCCCCAAGUGAUUCUGAGGCACAUGAAGUAUGAGAAUCAAAUUCACCUUUCUCAUGUGGUAUAGCAGAGCUGACAUUUGGAUCUGACAUUCAGCAGGAGUAUGACCUCACUGGUGGUUAAUAUAUUGAAAUCGUCCCGUACUGAUAGGUGAAUAGUAGAUGCUCUGAGCUCCCCAAGACCUCUCCCCCCUCCCACACCCUGGCCCUUUCUCCAUGUCGUCCUCCCCAUCGCUUUCCCAUCCAACAGCUAAAAAGCUAAGGCCAGCUGCAGCAAUAAAGCCCUUCUUCAUGCUGAUUGGCUAGUGCCUAUGCCAUACUGAUUACUAAAUAUCUUGACUGUUACCCUAUUAUAGAGAAUAAGGCCCAGAGGUUGAGAGCACUGCUGUCAAACCUGACACUCUUCCCAACCCCCAUCCUGGCCACUGUUCAUCCCUCGACAAGCACCUUCAUCAGGCCCCUAGCUUAGGAAAGGAGCUGACUUGGAGGAUGAGCAUUUCCAUGCCUAUUCACCUACCUUUUUCAGCUAAGAGUUUCAUAGGCAUAAGGAAUGCACUUCAGCUUCCCAGCUCCUCUGGCAUCAUGUUGGCAGGUAUGGAAGCACAUAAUUUGCUUCAAUAAGAUGAGCAGGCCUCCAUCUUGAUCCUCUCCCCAGCCCCUAUUCACACGGGCAGCCCCACAGCCUCUGACUCCCUUCCCAGGAAGUGAGAAGCUGAAGCAGGUAGAAUAACAAGGGCCUCUCAAGCCUCUCCAGCUGGGAGCAAGUACUUAACAAGCUGGGCUCUCCUGGGGCAGCAGCUGCUGUCACUGAUGCUUCUCUUACUUAGUCUUGAGAGUAAAGACUCCAGUUCCCCCUUGGGCUAAGUGAAAGGAGUGUUAGCACUUACAGAAACCUCUUAGGUGAGCCUGAAAGGCAGUCACCUAGGGGAAUGUGUUUGGCAGGCAACACUAAGCCAGAGGAAUUAACUCCAGAGAGCCCUGCAGCAGGUUGGUGUCCCUGAGGAUAAAUCUCACAAGGACGUUUUUCUUGAAAUAGAGCAAUGUUAAAUGAUGAUCAAAGCCACCUGCUGUUGGCCAGGCCAUAGUAUUGUGCCCUAGACCAGAGCAGAAACAAAAUGUUCCCAGGAAGCCCUUCUGCCUAUUGACCUAUACUUUGACAAAUGGAAUGCAGCAGAGGUGGGAUCAAAGAUGACGGGACGGAGGAGCAUUAGAUUCACCCAUCCAGCCAUCCAUCCAUCCCUCCAUCCAUUCAUUCAACAACAGUUCAUUCAUCACGUACUCUGGACCAGGCUCUAUGAGAGGCAACAGAAAUAAAGUAGUUACCAGGAUAGAUAAAAAUACAUAUGGCCCUCACAGAAUGUUGUUUCUUAUUACUUUUUUCUGGAUUUUGGGCUCCUUUCUGCUUUUCUCCCCUUUUAUAAUUAAAUGUUCUAUAGAAAUAUAUAGGAUAAUAAAACCAAUAACCAUAUACCCACCACCUAGCUUUUUAAAAAAUAAUUGAAACCUGCUGUGUGCUUCUCCCAGUCCCAUUCCUUCCUUCCCCACCUCCCCACUUCCUUCACAACCACUAUCCUGAAUUCCAUGCUUAUCACUCCCUGUAAAAUUCCCAAUCAUGUACCAUAUGGAACUCGGAGUGCAGCUCAUAGAGGUACUCAGUAAGCACUAGUCAAAGCAAGUAUUGCAACCUGGGGCCAUAGAUACCCUGCCUGAAUAUUUGAACUCCCAUCUGGCUUCUGUCACUGGGACUCUAAAGCUUUGAUUCAUUGCUGGGAAUUGAGAUUUUGAUGCACCAGCAUGUCUGGUUUUGAGAAGUUUGAGUUUAAAGGGGUUUUUACAAGAGUUCUUCCAAGUACAGCUGUUUUAGGAGGACUUGUUGCUCCUGAGUAGAGAAAAUAUGGGUUGUGGCUGUGCCUGCAUUGUUUGAAUACAGAGUUUUCUACCUAGCUCUCCUCUGGGUGUUGUCUGGAGCCUCUGGGUAGCCAACUGCAAAAACCAGAGUAGCUCCUCAACUUCUGAAACUAAAACAGAUCUUGCUGCUGCUGCCACCAAAUUCUUAUAAGAACCUCGUGAAGAGUGCAGAGAAAAGUUAUUUUUGUCCCCAGACUACAGAUCAAAAAACCGAGACUCCGGAUAUUUCAAUGCCUUGAUUAAGGUCACAUAAUUAGUUUGAGAUGGAAGGGAGACUACUGAUUCUUCAUCCAGCAAUAACUGUCACCAUUUACUGAGCACCUACUGUGUACCAAGCACUGUACAUGCAUUAUGCCAUCCAAUCCUACCCAACCCUAUGAAUGCAGGUACUGCUAUUAUUCCAUUUUAGGGAUUAGAAUUAUGACUCACAGGUCAAAUGACCUGUCCAAGGCAACAAGAACUAGAACCCAGGACUCUAAAUCCAAACCUUAAUCUUAAAUCACCACAUCCCUCUUCUUCAAUAGCAACUGUAAGCACAUAACAUGGUUGAGGUUGGAGAGGUUGCACAAAUGUGUGUGUGCUGCUGAGACCACAGGGGUGAGGAUGAAGAUGGGGGUGGGGGAAUGGUUUAACUCAGGCGGUCAAGCCCUCCCAGAGAAUAAGUGUUGGGUUGGCCAAAAAAUUCGUUCAGGUUCUUCCAUAACAUCUUAACAGAAAAACCCAAACGAACUCUUUAGCCAACCCAUACAAGGGUCUUAUCAUCCAAGAAGUAGGGACGGGAAAGAAGGUGACUGAGAGUGUUCUGUACAGAGAAAUCCAAAAAGCAAAUCUACGCCUGCUGCAAGGGCGGCCAGACACAGCCCAGCAACUUGUAAAAGAACCAAAGCUUGCAAUGUGGUUCUAGAUCAUUGACAUCAAAACACAAUGAUUAUUUUGCAUUCCCUAGAUCUCUCCCUCUUCUUGAGUUUACUUCCAGUUUUGCCUGUCCUCACUCUAAAGGAUACAGAGUCCAGAAGAAGGGGAACAUGAUUUCCAAAAUGACCCCCACUUUCAUCUUCUCUGUGGGAACAAGAGGACUCAGAGAGCUGACACCUUCCAGUGUUCCAUGCUGGUAUUUUUCCGAAGUUCAAAGGCAAUUGCUUUCGGGGGCGGGUGGGUAAAUACACACCCACAGAUGCAAGCUAAUUAUGCAGAUAGGGUCACUGCUGGAUGGACAAGAGCUGCAGCCUGGUAAGGACUAAAAGGAUGCCAGCCAAGACCCAGGGAGAAAGGCAAAAUGCAUUCGCAAAGGCCAUUUUGUGUAUCCCUGGUGAACACUGUUAGAAUCAAUGCUAGCGUGACCGACCGACUUGAUGAAGGCCACUUGCAAUGUCAGAGUUUGACGGCUGUCAGUCGCACGUGUCCUAGAGGCCAGAGCCAUCCUAAUGUCCUUCCCAUGAAAACAACUCCCUGGACCAUCUGAGAGGAUUGUGAGAACUAUUUGCAGUCAGGAGACUCUCACAAAUAAGCAAAAGCAAGCGUGAAUCAAAACAUAAGGAGACAGCAAAAACGCCUGGGGGACCAUAGAGGAAUUCAAACAAAUAUCACCUUCAAAGGGUUGUACCUGGAUCCCUACGCCUUCCCCACCCAGUUCCUUGGGAGAUGCUUUCCAUCUCUGUCUAGGAGAGAGCUGGAGGACCACACUGCCUGAGGUCUGCCUGAGGAGAACAUGUCAGUCACAGCUCGAGAGAGAUGGCAUCAGCUUCCAUGACAAAGGACAGAGCGGUCAGACAGCCGGAAGGCGCCAUACUGUUUGGAAUGGAAGGCUAAUUUUAGAUAUCAGAACCACAUUUCCAAAUAUUCCAUCCUGCACGUUCUAUUGAUAAACUGAAUUCUUUUUUAAGCUUACAGUCUUUUUAGAUUUGGCAAAUUUGAUAGCUUGGACCUUCUUCAUGGAGACCUCCAGUAAAGGACUAAAUUUUAACACAUCAGUCAACAAGGAUUUGGGGGUAGCUAUUCUAGCUGUACUCCCAAUCCACUAGAACCUUACAAGAUAUGGAGAAACAAUAUAAUAGCUAGGGUGACGGGUUUUGGAACCAAAUCAUCUGGGGUUUGGUCCCAGCUUGUCACCUACUAGUUAGGUUUCCUUUGGCAAAUGACUGAAGCAACUUGAGAAAGCUACACCACCUCCCUAAACCUGCUUUCUCAUCUGUAAAAUGGGAAUCAGAACCUCCACCUCAUAGGGUUCUCAGCAGGAUUAAAUGAGAUCAUGCUUGUACAGCUCUGAUGGUGAUACGGGGUACAUUGAAGUGUUCAAUAAAUGGUAGCUAUUACCCAUAAAUGGGAAUGGAGGCACAAUUCAAAAACAGAGUACAAGAAAGAGCUAGGCUCAGAAGUAAGAGCAGGGAGUAAUGAAGGAGUGUUUCAGCUGUCAGGAGGGCUCCACUGAGGCGAAACAGAUUCUGAAAGAUCGCAGCAUGGAGAAAUGAAGAGGAAACCACCUGGGGUCUGGAAUCACAUAUCCCUGGGCUCAAAUCCUGGCCCCACCACUUCUUGGCUGUCUGACCUUGGACCAAGUUAACUAACGUUUCUGAGACUUUCUUUACUCAUCUGAGGAGUGAAAACAAUAAUCAACACUUCACAGAGUCAUUGGGAAGAUUAAGUAAGACAGAUAGGCCAGAUGCUGGCGUGCAGAAGGGACCCUAGCAGUGAAUUCUGCAGUCAUGACAAAGGCAGGUGAUCAGGAGAAAUGCUAAAAUAAGAACAGAAUCUUCUUACUACCAUUCAUUACACGUCUACUAAAUGCCAGGGACUGAGCUAACUCCUUAGAGGGUCAUUUACAGGGUGGUUAAAUGCACAGUGAGUCAGGUGACCAGGAUUCAAAUCCAGGCUCUGCGCUUCCUCCCUGUGUGAUCAUGGGGAAGUCAUUUAAUCUUCCCAAACUUUAGUCCCCUUGCUUGUAAAAUGCAGGUUCUAACUGUGCUUUCCUUGAGUGGUUUGGUGGGGAUUAAAAGAGAUGAUGGGCAUGAGGUCAUUAGCACAGUGCCCAGCUCUUAGAAAAUGCUCUGUGACGUUAGCUAUCUUGACUGUUUGCAUGCCUUUUCUCAUUUAACAUUCACAACAAUCCCAUGAGUUGGGUGUUAUUGUCCCCUAUUUAUGGAUCAAACAGAUCUGAGGCUCUGAGGAUAAAUCACUUGUCUAAGGUCACAGAAAGGAAGCAGUGGGGCUGGCUCUGUAAGACUAGAAAUCUCAGCUUCUUUGUUCUCUUCACUUUUCAGAUCAGCUGGUCAGUGGCACCAGGGUUGAGGAAAUAUGACAGUUAUUUUUAAAUGUAUCUCAUGCCAUAACCCUCAUCAGUGUUUUGUCUUCUGGUUGUCCCUAUCACCUCGCCUCCUCAUCUGUUGAAGGUUUGAGGUUCAAGGUCAUCUGUGACCCCGAAUGCAGCCGGUGGGCACCUUGGUGCUGCCCCUCUGGGGACUCACUUGCAGCUUCACAAGGUUGACAAGGUUUAUGAAAUGUCCAUUCUGAUUUGCAAAUAGGUCUGACAUGGACAUGCUUCCAGCUGGCUGGUGAUUUCGAUAACAACCCCUCCUCCUCAGUGCUAAUUAACAGAAAUUAAAUGUCCCUGGCACACUUUGUAAUUCAGAAAAUGCAUGUGCUGAUUAGUUAAUCCCCAGCUGGACACGCCAUUAUGACCAAGGGGCUCCAGGCCAAAGUCCUAGCUCUCACUCCAUCUCCAUUUAAAGUCACAGAAUGUUUUCUUCCUGGGUAGAAAUCAGUGUCACCUCAUUCAUUUAUUCAUUCAUUUUCAUUCAACAAAUACUGAUUGAGCAUCUAUGUGUGUGAGGUUUUGCCCCAUACAGUUGGGAUACAGCAGUGAACAAAGCAAGUGAUGUUCCUGCCUUCAUGAACGGGAGUAAAUGGUAAACCAUUAAACCCACAGGAUUGUUUCUAUAUGACAGAUGUUAUGAAGGAAACAAAGAGGGGGGACGGAGAAUGGCUGGGGGGGUAUGCACUACAUUGGGUAGGGUGGCCAGGAAAGGAUUCUCCAAGGAGGUGAGAUUUCAACUGAGAUUUGAAGACUGAGAAGGAAUCGGACAUGCAGCAUAGUGAGAUAAAGAGGAACAAGCUCAAAGUGUCAAGGAAAUUCAUUCAUUUAUCAAACAUUUUUGAUCAUACAUUCAAUAUGUGUUGAAUGAACAAUUGGAGAAUAAAUGAAUCCUCUUUUUCCUGCCAAGAAGGACCUUCACAGGAAAGAUGAACUUAUGGGCGAUGCCACAAGCUUAGAGGCAAGUUACUUCCAUUUUCUCCAGCCCUGUUUCACCUCUCAAACAAGGGGCUUGGCUCAGGCACUAGCAUUCCAGGACUGCAGGAUCUUAAGUACUCACCUUCCAAAGGGACUGCCCUCACAGCUCUUUAAAGCCAUGAUUCUGCAGCAAGCAAAAAGCAAUGUCAUUUUUCUACGCAGUCAAAAUGGUUGUUUCGAAUUAUGUAGACAAGGCAUAAAACGUCAUCUGCUUUCUUAUCAUUAGGAUAUAUGUAUUGAAUUCCCAUGCCCACUUACUCAUUCCAAGAAUAUUAUUAUUAGUUGCGAGUCUCCCUCUCCCCUUCCCUCCCUCCCUCCCUCUUCCUCCCCCCCCCCCAUCUCCUUCACUCUCUUCCGCUCACCUUUCUCUGGCCUAGCAGUGGAGAGCCCAGGCUAUAGAAUCAGAACACCCAUUGUAUCUCAAGUGUGACUCACUGUGUGACUUUGAGCAAGUCACUUCACCUCUCUGAGUCUCAAUUUUCUCAUCUGUAUAAUAGGAAGAAUAAUAGAGGCCCUCUCAUGACAAUCAUAUAAAGUAAAUACUGAGCUAUUGUUAUCCUCAUUUUGUGGAUUAGGAUGUAAAAUUUUAAGAACUCUAUUCAGGUUUUUAAGGCAAAAGAGACUCCAGUAAUGAGUGUGACCAUGAGCCCGUUUAAUGAUCUGUAUCCACCACCUGUAGGGUUUUCCAUUCUUUGAGAUAAUCAAGAACCAGGAACAUAAUAAAUAGCCUUGAAGAGGUCUCCUAAUUUAUAGUAAUACUUUUGAGCCAACAGUGAUAGACAGACCCCCUGCCUUGUGCCAGACACUUUUAUGUGCUUUACUUAUAUUGACUGAUUUUAAAAUCUCACUACAACCAUACAAAGUAAAUACUAUUACUAUGCCCAUUUUACAGGUAAAGAAACUAAGACCUAGAGAGAUUAAAUAGUUUCCAUGGGGUCAUACAGUUGGGACUUGGUGGAGCUUGGGAAUAAACCCAGGCAAUCGGACCCCAGUGGAUGCUGCUAGCUGCUUGCCACCUCAUUUAAGAUGAGACACAAAAGCUUUCCUGCAGACAUCAGGGUUUUCUACUUCAAGCAGACCUGUCCCCUGAGUGCUCAAUAAGCAAAGCAUUAUUACCUGCCUAAUCCUAAAACCCCUGGCCUGUAGACACAGGACUGAUAAGAGCUGCUACCCAGUGCUGUACAACACCAGCCAAAGGUAAAUUCACCCCUCCUGCCACUGAUGGGAUUUUUGAGUGUCCAUUAAAAUGUCAGUGGAUCUUAGAGUUGAAGUUCUUUCUACAUCAUUUAGCACAACCUGGAAGAUCAGAUUCAUGUGGCAGCUGGCCUUCCCUUGGCAGUUACUUCCUUAUUACUUCCCUGUCCCUGCGCUCACCCUCAGAAAUGCUACAUCACAACAAAGGUAGUUAAAGAGCUAACAAACCACCACUACUCCCUUGAGAUCCAGAAGCAGUUGUCUCAAAUCACCUUGCCUCCAGUCUCGGAGGGAUAUGCCCCCAGCUGCUGAUGCCAGGCCUGAUGUGCAGAUCAAAGCAGCCAUUUCCAGGCCCCCUGUGAUAGCAACGGGUUGACCCAUCUCCAGAGGCAGGUGCCCAGCAUCAGUGCUGGUACCCAAUUAGGCACAGGGAGGAGAAGCAGACUAUGUCUAACACAGGUGUCUUCCCUUUUUAGGGUUAAAAGUUGUGAAUAGCAGGCUGAAACUCCGGCCCAUGUUUGGGGGUGUACGAUGGAGACAGCGUAACUCCAAAUCCUGCAUAACUUAUUGUCAUGAUGGGACACAGAAUGCGUCCUCAUAAUCACAGGCUUUCUAUUCAUUCGUGCUUCUCGCGUUGACUAGGAAGCAGCCACCUGGAGCCUCCAAUGGCUCUUACUUGCUGUUAUUCUGAGUGGAGCGCGUAAGUCCUGUCUUGCAUGGGCAGGCCCUGAGAGCGCAGAGAAGCUCAGUUGUUAGCCCAGAUGUGGCUGCCUGCUUGAAAGCUCAGGCUCCUUCUGUACACUUAGUCUCUGUAGCCACAAUUCAUGCUUCUGCCUUUGGAGAGUGGGUUUUGAUCAGACUCCCAAAACCGAUACUUCCCAUAAACUUUGCUUGCAAGAUCCAGCUGUCCUGUGCCACCCCGCAAAGAAUGAACCUGUCUGUGAUCAUCACUAAAAUUUCCCCAAAGACAAAACUGGCCUGUUAAAUCAGCAGGAGUCGUUGGAUAGAAAAGGACUCAGGCUCCAAAUGAAAGACAUUGGGCAGAAGAUAGAAAACUCCCUCUCCUACUUACUUCCUGUUUUACUGGGUUUUCAUGGGAAUUCACUUGUGGACAAACUCCGAGCCUGGGUCUUUUAGAAAGCAAAUCUUUUUAAAUGUUAUUGGACCAAUUUCCCAUCAUCCUUUAGCUUUCUCCUGUCCCCCUUCAGCAUGGUCAGUUGGGACUUCAUUUGCACUCAGAAGGGCCAAGAGCCAAGCACUGGCAGCAAAGUCACAGAGAGCAGCCGGCUCCUGUGAUGCCCAUCCAAACCGCCUGCCCUCACCUGGACAAGGGGCAGCUGGAAGUGUUGGCUGCACUUCCUUCCGAGCAUCCUCAGCCUCGGGAAGAGAAGAGGCACCAGGGGCUAGGCAGGAAGGGGAGGACAUUGGCUACAUGUGUGGGGAUGACAGGAAUGCAGGUUGGGUUUGGAAAUCAAAAAUAAAAUAUUUGAGGCUUUGGAGAAA